Messenger RNA from Phytomonas sp. Hart1, 4893 nucleotides. The record is from the annotation of a GenBank genome assembly. Lineage: Eukaryota; Euglenozoa; Kinetoplastea; Trypanosomatida; Trypanosomatidae.
AUGGCUACCUUAAAAGACUUAUAUUCAUAUUAUUGUCGAAGGUGGAACUGCAAGCCCAAUAGCAGCUUCUGUGCCGUCUUAGACGACGAGUAUGUUAAGCAUAACAACCAACGAAUCCUCUAUGAGGUAGACCUAUCGAGCAACUAUUUGGGAAAAAAUGGGCUACGUCCGGUUCUGGACUUGGUGAAAAACUGUAAGACCGUUUCGGUCUUGGAUGUAAGCAACAACCGGUUGGAGCACGAACAGUUGGAAUACCUCGUGUAUUCUCUUGUUCUUCAUCCAUCGAUCCAAAGAGUGUUACUAUGCAAUAAUUGCUUGCAUGAAAAAAGUAUCGACCAUAUCCUCAAGCUCCUCGAUACAAAUCAUAGAAUUGUCGAAUUAGAUCUGUCUGGCAAUAACUUUUUACCGGUUUCGUUGUCUUUGGUAUCGAAAUGCUUAAACCGUAAUCGCAUGCUGCAGGCACAAAUAAAAUCAGAAGAUGAAGAAAUUGCUAAGCACCGCGCCACAUUGGCAGCUAAACCCUUGUUCCAAGCUGAAGUAUACGGUGAGCUCACAGAAAAUACCUCCGGUGGUCACCUACACUAUUCAACGUGGAGGAAGAACCCGCAAUAUCGCAUUUGUGUAUCUCGAACAUCUCGGGUCUCCAUCGUCCUUGAAUCAAGAGGUGGUAUGCUGACACGGCAGGUAGGCUUCGUGAUUAUGCGGUGUGAUAGCAUCCGACGAGUCAUUCAUUUAAAACCGGAUACCAUUGUGGCUGAAAGCCCAGUCGAGGCAGCUUAUUGCGCAACAGAGGUCAUGCUGGAGGAAUCUGGUAAUUAUGUUGUUAUGCCGUUUGUUUUCCGCCCAGGCCAAACUAACAGCUACACACUUAGGGCUACAAUGAUUAACGACAUACCAACUCUAGAAGAGGGGUGGGUCACGCUAGAUCUGAUUGAUGAACAGCAUGAUUGGCGCAAUCGAACUAUAGAUGCAUUAUGGCCAGCAAAAGGAGGAUGCUCCUUACUUAAUACAUGGAGAUACAAUAACAUGUACCAUAUUCGAUACGACAAGUCCGUAAAUGCAUGCUUCCACUCUUCAGAAGUGGAGGUUUAUGUCCUCCUAACGAAAAACAUUGACCCAGAUUUCAACGAUGAGAAAGAAAUUGGACUGGAUGUAGUGUCUGAAAGUCUAGAUGUCCCAGGGCGACCACCUCUUUUCUGCACGCCCGAGGUUCGACAUUGGGGUGCAACGCACGCCCUCCAAACGUCUGUUUCCUUGUCUUUUACUCUUCCUUUAGGGGAACUAAAUGUUUACGUGAUACCCAGCACCAAGGUUACCGGACAGGAGGGCUGCUAUACACUGGAUAUCUUUUGCUCCGCACCCUUUGUAUGCGCUACCUCGGAGUUUCCACACGGGUGGAAUUAUCGUCAACUUGAGAGCAAUUGGAAUGACUUAUGCUGUGGUGGCCUAAGGAGCUUGUACCAGUCGUGGAAAAACAACCCUUCAGUUAAAGUGGAACUGACAUCGCGCCAAGAAUUAACUCAAGAUGGAGACACUGGGGCAGUUUUAAUAGCCUGUUUAGAGCCUCUGGAGGCCCACCACGUAAAAAGUGAGGCAGUGUUAACAGAAAGGGUUGCAGAACUUUUUUCGAAACAACAGAACAAUAACGUUUGCCUAUCUGAUGGUGAAAAGGAACUGAAGCACGCGGCUGAGGCAUUUAGUUUUUACCAGCGCCACAAUCGGCGUAUGUUGGAGGUUUGUUUGACUGUAGUGGACACUGUAGCUCCUCACUUCAACAACCUAGUCUGCACGGAAGUAUCCCACACUGAAGCGCACCUGAAGUUCAUUGGUAAUAAGGACAUCCCUUUUUAUUUGGUAGCAAUGACACGAGAAGCAGGGCAAAUGGGAAACUUUCGGAUGCACCUCUUUUCUCAGUAUCCGUUCGUACUGGACGAUGUGAUGUCGCUGGCCGAACGGGAGCGAGCGGACAAGCUGUCUGAGUAUGAACGAGAAAAGCAACAGAGACGGGCACAACAGGAAAAGGCGAUUCACAACGAAGGACAAAGCUCAAUGCUUGAGGAUGCUGAUUCACGUCAGAAACGGGACGAUAUCUUGGCCAACUGUCUUCUCACAGGGGACUUAUUUAUGGACCGCGACUUUCCUAUCGGCAACUCUUCAUUGUGUCUUGAUCCUGAGGUCACAAAGUGUCAUGGAUUCCCUCAAAAAAUAUCUUGGGUAAGGGCCUCCAGCAUCUCAGAAGACGCUGAGUGUCUUCGCGAAGGAUAUCUGAGUCCGCCAUUUCCUUACAACGCAAGACACUGGUUUGCUUCAGUACUGUAUGCAAUUUCAGCCAAGCCUCAUUGGCUCGCUCAUAUUUUUCUAGAGUACAACAAAAAGGCCGGGUUUGCACGGUUUCUAUUCUUCAAAUUGAACGAAUGGGUGCAUGUGCUUGUGGACGACUAUCUUCCAGUGGAUGCAGCAGGAGCACUUUGUUUGGGUCAUUCAGUGAAUGUAGCUGACAUGUUUUAUCCACUUGCUGAGAAGGCCUACGCAAAGUUACACCGUUGUUAUCAGGUUCUGGAGCCCCAGGUUUCGCCAGGAUUAUCAUUUAAAGAUCUUAUCGUCCAAGGUCUCCGUGAUGUUUCAAGUGGCUAUUGUGAGGUCCACAGUUUGGGCCAUGGUAUCGAGUCUGAGCCCCUGUCGAGGAAUCAAAAAGACAAUCUGUGGCGCAUGUUUAAAGAUUCCAUGAAUAGUAAGGUUCUACUUGCCUUGAUGCUUGACAGUCAAACGUCCAAGGCAUCCGAAAAAAAGAGCGUUGGCAUUUUACUUGAUCAUCUGUACACAGUAACCGAUGCACGCUUCAUCGAGAAACAGCGGCUGGUCAAAGUGCGCAACUGGUGUGAUGACGAAAACACUCGAUGGAAGGGUAAGUGGGGACCUCACAGCCCUCUUUGGACUGAAACACUCCUACAUGCUCUCGAAUAUAACCAUGAUCUUGUUGAAUUCUGGAUUUCUUUUGAUGAGGUAUUAUUUUACUUCUCUGACUUGUUUCAUGUUGAACAACAUGCAAGCGUGUGCAGCAUAUCUGGAGUCCUUUGGGGUUCUGGGAAAGAGAAAAAUGGCCGUGCAGUUGGGACCGACAUGCAACUGCGCUUUCCUCAGUUUGCGAUGCAAAUUUCAAAUGUACCUUCUGGGUGUCAUACUUUGGACAUAGUCGCCGGAGUGCAUCAAGCGGAUGCUAGGUUAAGUAUAACCAGAGAUCAAAAUGCUAAGGCUGAAUAUAAGAACGCGUUUGGUCUUGCAGCAUUAAACACUGAGGAUAACGGUCGCUUUGUCAAAAACUUUGAGGCCAGUGAAACAAUUUCUAUGUCCGUACCGUCUCGUUCACGUGACGUAUUCAUUAAGUUCAAUUUAGAUGCAACGGCAAUAGUCAAACAGACGCAGUUUAUCACACUGAUGGUCCUCCAGGAUAUCGAAAACACUGUCGAUAUCCCUUACUAUAUUACCGCAAGAAGCUCCCAGGCGUGUGUUUCUAUCACUCCGGUAAGCCGUGACUCCACUAUAAAUGUUAAGGGAAAAUGGGCAGGCGCAACGGCGGGAGGUUUACCCCAAGCGUCCACAUGGCGCAACAACCCACAGUUUUUCCUCUAUCCCAGUGAGACGAUGGAGCUCACCAUUUCGUUGAUUCUUGUGUCCUCUACCAUCAAUGAUGGGGAUAACCCCUAUGGCAGCCGGCCCCCCUCAAUCGGCUUCACUGUACAUAAUACUCGAGAUUGCCGCAGCUUCUUGCACUUCGAACCUGAGACAGUUGUGUUUAGCGUUCCUGCUGAUGAAAAACUCUGUGUGCUUGGUACGGUUACACUAUCCGGCAUGAAGGAGAGACGCGGUAUGCCCUACGUUAUUGUGCCUUAUUGCAGUAAUCAGGAACUAGUGGGACAUUUCACUCUAGAGGUACUGAGUAAUCGCAAGGUUUCUUUAAUGCCGAUUGACUCAAGGUUAGACUGGUCUCGAUGCGUAAACAUGGUUCAUGUGGAUGCUUUAUAUGGGAACGCUGGUGGCUCACCGAAGUUCCCUUCGUGGAGAUGGAGUCCGCAGCUGAUUCUUGACUUCCCUAUUUCUCAAGAGGGCCGUCUUUUUAUUUCGGCUGCUAAUUGCAAAGUUGAUGACGUGCGAAACGAAAUUGGCAUGAUUUUGCUUUACAGUGACUUGAGUAUUGAUGAUGGACAUCGACGCAGGUUGUAUUUUGAUAGCAAUGAUAUUGUUGGUAAAAGUGAGGAAGCAAUUGGUCGUGUGAACCUGGAAGUAGAGCUCAACUUACACACACGACCAGGGCCAUUAGUACUUUUGGUAUACACUGUAAUUCCCUACAGGGAAGUAGACAUUGAAGUAAGCUUCUACUCGCAGCCAGCAUUGGAGGUUUCAGUGGCGACUGAUUGGAAGUCGACAGCGCUGCUAGAGGGAUGCUGGGAAUUGGGAAAGACAGCAGGAGGGAGUCGUACAAAAUUUGCUAGUUGGAUAAACAAUCCUUUUGUUGGUCUAUCUGUCAUUCGCCCAACAAAUAUUGUCGCGGUCCUCGUGCAGUACCUUCGCUACAGAGAACCGCCUAUUGUAAAGCGAAACGGUACCAAAAAGGCCUUUUUGCCACCGAUAACGGUAAUAGAAGACCGUAAAACCUUUCUUGAGCUGGAUCUUGUUCGCUAUGAUGAAAGGCUUACACCAAUAUCUAGUGUGGGGCCUUCCAAUAAAGCGGAAGUUGUUCUCGCUCAGAAGUUAGAACCCUGCGAUGAUAAGCCGUAUAUUUUUGUGCCUGCAACCUCACUCAUGGAAGAUAACAACGAUUUUAAGCUUGUUGUAUUUUCGGACCAUCCUAUUGAUCUUUUUCUUAUCGAAAAGUCGCGUUUACCUUAUAUUUAG